This is a messenger RNA of Paralichthys olivaceus (Japanese flounder), 1585 nucleotides long. RefSeq names its product golgin A7 family, member Ba (gene golga7ba). Gene Ontology annotation, cellular component: palmitoyltransferase complex. The record is from RefSeq and is a predicted model, not a curated record. NCBI's taxonomy places the organism in Eukaryota, Metazoa, Chordata, Actinopteri, Pleuronectiformes, Paralichthyidae. Gene Ontology annotation, biological process: protein targeting to membrane; peptidyl-L-cysteine S-palmitoylation.
CUCCUCUCCUCCUGACCACUGGAACGAUUCGAGCGCACGCAGGGACUCGUCCCCACGGCCGCGGAUGGCAACAUGGCGACAGAGUUCCACAACCUGCAGGAGCUGAGGCACAGUGCGUCACUGGCCAACAAAGUCUUCAUCCAGAGAGACUACAGCGAAGGAACCACCUGCAAGUUUCAGACCAAGUUCCCAUCAGAGCUGGAGAGCAGGAUCGAGCGGACGCUGUUUGAGGACACUGUGAAGACUCUGAAUAACUACUAUGCAGAGGCGGAGAAGAUCGGAGGACAGUCGUACCUGGAGGGGUGUCUGGCCUGCGCUACUGCGUAUCUCAUCUUCCUCUGCAUGGAGACACGUUACGAGAAGGUGUUGAAGAAGAUCGCCAAGUACAUCCAGGAGCAGAACGAGAAGAUCUACGCUCCCAGAGGUCUGCUCAUCACAGAUCCCAUAGAGAGGGGAAUGCGUGUUAUAGAAAUUUCCAUCUAUGAAGACCGGGGCUCCAGCGGCUCCAGCUCAGGGAGCAGCUCUGUGUCCGGCAGCACUGCUCGAUGACUGGCUACCUUCUUAAUACCCAUCCCCCUGAUCAUCAACCCCCGGAGAAGUCAGGACACUGAUACCUCUCCUGUCCCAAAACUUAACACGUAUAAUCCCUCAGCUAUGUUCACACAAAGGAUUCACCAGCUUUUUUUCUCUUUAGCUCAUGACCUGACAUCACGUGCUUGAACAGUUCCAAGCUUUUUUCACAGUGAACACUCUUCAGUCUUAAUCAUCCUAAUACUUUGUGUGAUCGCACCAUUAACGUCCUUCCUGUUUUGUCUGGUGGGAGAUAAAAAGGACGGAAGGAAGAAAAUGGAGGAUGUGUUAGUGUUGAAUCGGGAGUGACGACCGCAGGCCUCAUCAAAACCUCAUACCUCAGCCACCACAGCUGCACCGCACAGUCCAGCCUCAGCGGCGCCCUCACCGACUGGGAAACUGGCCUGACUACAUCACCAUCCACGCUGCACCACCAUACACUGGCUUUUGAAGAUGUUAUCUGUAGCUAGGACUGAGUUUCUGGAUCGUAGCAAAUGUAAAAAGGAUGUGCAAGCAUUUGAGCAGGGCAUCACCAAGUUUCACUUUCACAAAGAAGCUCUUCCUCCAUCGACUCUGCUGUAACUCAUACUGUCUAGUAUCAGAUGAAUGUCACUCAGCUCAUCCAUUUCCAUGAUGUAGCAGAUCUUCCAUAUCUCGCACAUGAAAGUAAUUAGACACAAAUGCACCAAUCCAAGUAGUAACCUCUUGGUUUCAAUGAGUGAGACCAACUCUUCCUAAAUUUAAAUUAUGCAAAGACGUAGUGUGCAUUAUGUUAUCCUUAGUGGACUAAGGAUGGGUCAGAAAGUCUUCCUGAAAUCUUACCUGUAGUGUUUGAAAAAUACGUCAAACUUCCAAAGAACAAUAACUGCCAAAAAAAAAGUGACUCAGUAAUGUGAAUGUGUCUUUUAUUUUGGUGACAUUGUUCGAGAACUGUCUUUCUUAUCGCUUGUUGUUUGAUACACAGCGACGAGGUAAAUAUGACUGGUGUCAGAUAAAUACUCUUUCAUCACAGGUG